AUGGAGACCACUCCAUCACCUCAUAAGACGGCAUUUGUGGCUGGAGGUGCCGGUGGACUUGGAAAGGCAUUCGCAAAGCUCCUGGCCGCACAAGGUGCUCAUGUGACAAUUUUUGGGCGUAGAAAGGGUCCAUUAGAGGAAGCUGUCAAGGAAAUAGAGCGGUCGCGCCUAAGUGACGCGCAGGAAAUCAGAUUCAUCGUUCUGGAUCUCUCCAAUCCCAGCCAGGUCGAUGCUGCCUUCAGAGAACAUGACCGGGUUCCUGAUAUGCUCUACUGCGUGGCCGGUGGAAAUCACGCCCAGAACGGAUUCUUCGUGGAUAUCACGGCGGAGCAGGUGAACGCUUGCAUGAAGAACAACUAUUACGCCACUGCGUAUCCAGCGAAGUCCGCUCUCGACAUCUGGAUUGAGGAUGACAAGAAAAAUAAGUGGAAGGCGAGUCCUCGAACUAAUGUUCGCCGAAUUGUCAUCAUAAGCAGCGCGGCCGCGUUUCUUGGGUUGCCAGGUUCAAUUGCCUACACACCCGCUAAGGCGGCUGUUCGAGCAUUGGCAGAUACCCUCCGGCUGGAGAUGUUGCGCUAUUCAUCGCCAGCGUCCAGGUACAGCGUCCAUAUCUCUUUCCCAGGCGACUUCAUAUCGCCUGGGUUUUAUCAGGAGCAGAACACCAAGACUGCUCUUACUAAAUCUAUGCAGGGGCUGAAAGGAUCCAUCGAGGACUUGGAAAAACAGUAUCCCUCGUCGGAAAAAGUAGCUUCACUGGUGCUUGAGGCUGUAAAGAAUGAGGAGUAUAUUAUCUGCCGGGAUUCGUUAGCUGCCUCGUUGCUUUUUACUAAUAUGGUAGGAGCUUCCCCAAAGAGAGGUCUUGGAAUCAUGGAUUCCAUCGUGGGUGUCGUAGUGAACUGGUUCAUCUGGCCAGUUUUGCGCCGUCACUGGGAGGGGAUGUGUAAAAGGGAUGGUGAACUAUGGAGACUUCAAGAAGAUAAAUAA
Messenger RNA from Clonostachys solani, 984 nucleotides. NCBI's taxonomy places the organism in Eukaryota, Fungi, Ascomycota, Sordariomycetes, Hypocreales, Bionectriaceae. The record is from the annotation of a GenBank genome assembly.